GGGCAGCCGGGCUCGCCGGCAGCCAGCUCGGGCCCCUGCCCCCUCGGCUUCGUGCCCCCGGCGCCGGGCGGCCGGCGGGUCUGGAGCCCGCGCCGUCGCCGGCCGCGUCCCCCGGGCAUGGAAGGAGGCGGCAAACCCAACUCCUCGUCCAACAGCCGGGACGAUGGCAACAGCGUCUUCCCCGCCAAGGCGCCCGCGACGGGCGCGGGGUCGGCCGCGGCCGACAAGCGCCUCGGCACCCCGCCGGGGGGCGGCGGGGCCGGCGCGAAGGAGCACGGCAACUCGGUGUGCUUCAAGGUGGACGGCGGCGGCGGCGGCGGCGAGGAGUCGGCCGGGGGCUUCGAGGACGCCGAGGGCCCCCGGCGGCAGUACGGCUUCAUGCAGAGGCAGUUCACCUCCAUGCUGCAGCCCGGGGUCAACAAAUUCUCCCUCCGCAUGUUUGGGAGCCAGAAGGCGGUGGAAAAGGAGCAGGAAAGGGUUAAAACUGCAGGCUUCUGGAUUAUCCACCCUUACAGCGAUUUCAGGUUUUAUUGGGAUUUAAUAAUGCUUAUAAUGAUGGUUGGAAAUCUGGUCAUCAUACCAGUUGGAAUCACAUUCUUUACAGAACAAACAACAACACCAUGGAUUAUUUUCAAUGUGGCAUCAGAUACAGUUUUCCUUUUGGACCUGAUAAUGAAUUUUAGGACUGGCACUGUCAAUGAAGACAGUUCUGAAAUCAUCCUGGACCCUAAAGUGAUCAAGAUGAAUUAUUUAAAAAGCUGGUUUGUGGUUGACUUCAUCUCAUCAAUCCCAGUGGAUUAUAUCUUUCUCAUUGUAGAAAAAGGAAUGGAUUCAGAAGUUUACAAGACAGCCAGGGCACUUCGCAUUGUGAGGUUUACAAAAAUUCUCAGUCUCUUGCGUUUGUUGCGACUUUCAAGGUUAAUUAGAUACAUACAUCAAUGGGAAGAGAUUUUCCACAUGACGUAUGACCUUGCCAGCGCGGUGGUGAGAAUUUUUAACCUCAUUGGCAUGAUGUUGCUCCUGUGCCACUGGGAUGGCUGUCUUCAGUUCUUAGUCCCACUACUGCAGGACUUCCCACCGGACUGCUGGGUGUCUCUGAAUGAAAUGGUUAAUGAUUCGUGGGGAAAGCAGUAUUCAUAUGCACUCUUCAAAGCUAUGAGUCACAUGCUGUGCAUUGGGUAUGGAGCCCAGGCCCCAGUCAGCAUGUCUGACCUCUGGAUUACCAUGCUGAGCAUGAUCGUUGGGGCCACCUGCUAUGCCAUGUUUGUUGGCCAUGCCACGGCUUUAAUCCAGUCUUUGGAUUCUUCAAGGCGCCAAUAUCAAGAGAAGUAUAAGCAAGUGGAACAAUACAUGUCCUUCCAUAAAUUACCAGCUGAUAUGCGUCAGAAGAUACACGAUUAUUAUGAACACAGAUACCAAGGCAAAAUCUUUGAUGAGGAAAACAUUCUCAAUGAACUCAACGAUCCUCUGAGAGAGGAGAUAGUCAACUUCAACUGUCGGAAACUAGUGGCUACAAUGCCACUGUUUGCUAAUGCGGACCCCAAUUUUGUGACUGCCAUGCUGAGCAAGUUGAGAUUUGAGGUGUUUCAACCUGGAGAUUAUAUCAUACGAGAAGGAGCUGUGGGUAAAAAGAUGUAUUUCAUUCAACAUGGCGUUGCUGGUGUCAUCACAAAAUCCAGUAAAGAAAUGAAGCUGACAGAUGGCUCCUACUUUGGAGAGAUUUGCUUGCUUACCAAGGGACGCCGCACUGCCAGUGUUCGAGCUGAUACAUAUUGUCGUCUUUAUUCACUAUCCGUGGACAAUUUCAAUGAGGUCCUGGAGGAAUAUCCAAUGAUGCGGAGAGCCUUUGAGACGGUUGCCAUUGACCGACUAGAUCGGAUAGGAAAGAAAAAUUCAAUUCUUCUGCAAAAGUUCCAGAAGGAUCUGAACACCGGCGUCUUCAACAAUCAGGAGAACGAGAUCCUGAAGCAGAUCGUGAAACACGACCGGGAGAUGGUGCAGGCAAUCGCUCCCAUCAGUUAUCCCCAAAUGACAGCCCUGAAUGCCACCUCUUCCACCACGACUCCGACCUCCCGCAUGAGGACGCAGUCUCCGCCGGUGUAUACAGCGACCAGCCUGUCCCACAGCAACCUGCAUUCCCCCAGCCCCAGCACACAGACCCCCCAGCCGUCAGCCAUCCUGUCACCCUGCUCCUACACCACUGCGGUCUGCAGCCCGCCGGUACAGAGCCCGCUGGCCACUCGAACUUUCCACUACGCGUCCCCCACCGCCUCCCAGCUGUCGCUCACGCAGCAGCAGCAGCAGCAGCAGCAGAUCCAGCAGCCCCAGCCCCCGCAGCCCCCGCAGCAGCCCCCGCAGCCCCAGACGCCCGGCAGCUCCACGCCCAAGAACGACGUGCACAGGAGCACCCAGGCGCUCCACAACACCAGCCUGAGCCGAGAGGUCAGGCCCCUGUCGGCCUCGCAGCCCUCGCUGCCCCAUGAGGUUUCCACUCUCAUUUCCAGACCUCAUCCCACUGUGGGCGAGUCCCUGGCCUCCAUCCCUCAGCCCGUGACGGCUGUUCACGGCCCGAGCCUUCAGGCGGGGGCCCGGGGCACGGUCCCCCAGCGAGUCACCCUGUUCCGACAGAUGUCGUCGGGAGCCAUUCCCCCCAACCGAGGAGCCCCUCCCGCACCCCCUCCACCAGCAGCUGCUCUUCCGAGAGAGGCUUCCUCAGUCUUAACUACAGACCCAGAGGCAGAAAAGCCACGAUUUGCUUCAAAUUUAUGAUCCCUGCUGAUUGUCAAAGCAGAAAGAAAGACUCUGAUAAACUGAGAAUGUUCUCAGAAAUUAUUUUCUUCUAUCUCCUGAUAGAUUCCUAUAGCCUACUAUGAAGAGAUAUUUUAGACAGCUCUGGCCUACAUGCAAAAUGUAAAAUAUAUAAAUAUAUAUCUACUAUUCAAUAUCUAUCUAAAUUCCCAAGAGAGGUUCAAAAGACCUGUUUAGCAUUCAGUGUUACAUGUCUUCCUUUCUUUAAAUCAUUAAAGGAUUUAAAAUGUUGUUGUAAGAUCAUUUAUUUUUAACCAACUUUUACCGAAUUCCUUUGAUAAAUGUAUUUCUCUAUUUUAUGAAGAGUUCUUGGAUUCAAUGGAAACAAAACUCUGAUUUUAAAAAGGCAACUCAAGUGAGCCACUGAAUAGCACCAACCAAAUCUUCUUUCAUUAGCUGUGUCUCUGCAUCUAAAUUGUUAAUCAUGAAUUAUGGAGGAUUGAAUGGCAAAUCCCACUUUAUAGAUCUAAAUUGUAUUUUGGUGCUUUCAAUUUUGAAUUAGGUUAGAUCACGUGGUAUGCUCGGCCACGGCUGGAGACUAGCCUCGCCACUGUCCCGAGUAUCUCUAACCUCAAACACAUCCAUUGAUCUUUCAGAAAGCUGAGGGCAUAUUUGUCUUCGUGUGUUACCGGACUUUUACCAAGACUCAAUCAAUGUUAGCUGUAAAUAACUUUUUCAACCCAAAUAAAAAUAGCUCUUCUGUGUUGUAUGAAGGUAAAAGUCAUCACUUAAGAAUUUAGUUUUAUUGCUUCACUUCAAAACUUAGAGUUUUAAAUUUUACAAAACCUAACUGUGACAGUUAUUCAACUGUAAUGCAAUGGCUUGAAACCUACAAUAUUAUUUUAACCUGCAAUGUUUUAUGCAAAAUUGUAUGCUCAAUUCUACAAAUUGCUUGUAUUACACCAAAAAUCAUUACUUUUCUUCCUUCUUGCCAUAAUCAAGCAUCUGAAAAUAGUCCCUGCAUGCUUUUUUGGAAAAACAAAAUAGGUUCAGAUCAGUCACUGUAGGGAGAGGCUUACAGUAUUUCUCAUUUCUAGAAAAGUAUAACCAUUCAUUAAUUGCCUAUCUUAAAAUUCCUAUAAGGCUGACUUGGAUCUCUGACUUAAGUCUAGAAGUGAGGUUUUCACUUUCAUUUAAUAUUAUUACUAUCGUUUAAAUAAUGAUUUGUAAACCACAGCUUGAUUUGGAGUUGCCAGUGUGUUCUGUGUCUUCACUGUUGGUAGGUAGUAGUUAACCCUGGUGUUAAUUUAAAUUAACUAAAUACACUAUAGCCUCCUGUCUGGGAACACACACUUUGUUCUAUGUAUAUUGUAAUAAAAUGGUUAGCAAAUCUUAAGGCAUGUGGUGACUAACAUAGCCCUUAGGUAGGAGGUUUGUUAUUUUGAACGUGCUGGAAAACGUAUGGACGUGAUGACAGAAUGCAGGGGGCAAACUGAAUGUGAGCAUUGUUUGUUCGUUCGUCUGUUUCCUUAACUCUCCAUGAUCUGUGAACAUCUUCUUCUCAAAGAAGUCCCUUAGUAAUUAUUUGUGCCUAAUGCAUCCCACGAAUGUGGUGGAUGACUGGAACACAAUCGGAAGAUUCCUAAUAACCGACUUCUGUAAAUAACCCAAGAGAAUGACCUGACGUGGAGGUCUUCAGUAUCUCUGACACUGGCGAUACGUUAAAGAAGAACUGAACAAAGAUCGCACGAGAAAUGGGGCAGGGCCUCCAGAUAGACUUGAGGACAGAAAACAAAACGAAGCAAAAACUCUAAAAUGGAUCCAUGCUGCCUGUUAUGCCUUUUACGAUUAUAAUACCUAUAAUACCAAAAUGAGUUGUUAUGUUUCAUUUCUAACAGAUCCCAGCUUGUGUGGAAGUACUCAACAAUGCUAGUCAAUGUAAUGUUGUCAUUAACAUGCUGGUGACAUCUGAUGGCGGGUCAGGAGCGGUAUAAGAAGGGGAUUGUUCCGUCUACCUAGAUCCUAUGGGAAAGCUGCAAGACCAUUUACAUAUCAGUACAAAACUCCUUUAUUUUAUUAAAAUAUUGAGAAUUCACUUCAAUUUAUUAAGAUCAUGUAUUGGUCCUUUAAAUUAUUAAAGGUUUACAUUUGAUAGCACUAAUGGGUUUGGUAGUGAAAUAUUUUUAUAUAUAUAAAUUUUUGGUUUUUUAUUUUCAGCACUAUUGGGAAACAUAAGCAAAAUUGAAUUGCAUGGUCUUUCAGUGCAACCAUAAAAUUUUUAUUCACUUUGUAACAGAAUGGACAAAAACACACUAAGGUUUAUAUGUUAAACUCAUAAAAUGGUACAGGGUAAAUUAUAUACAUAUAUAUGUAUGAAUAUAUAUGCUUAGAUUAAGAAAACAAAUUGACUCACAUUCCUGUAAUAUAAAAGUCCAUUGCUAGUUGAAAAGUGACCUCUUUUCUCUGUACAUAGUUAAGCCCGUAAGUAUGGAGUUUUAAUCUGUACAGAAAGAAAUGUAUUAUUGAAAAGAUUGGUCUUUCUGCGGCUGGGAAAAUAGUAGAGUAGCUGAUUCUUACAACAACUGUAUGAUCAGGGAUGAAUUAGAGUAUUUCUUUUGUCUUUGCUCAAAGCCAUACAUAUAUAAAUAUAUAUAAAGAUUAUUAAUAAAUUCAACAGAAAAUAAACUAAAAUCAUGAAUAUUUUAUUUUAUCAAUAUGCUCUAACCAAACAUUUUGUUUUAUUAAUGAGUACAGAUUUGCCUCUUUCUACCUUUACAUCGUAAGAUUUCCAAGAGGGCUUAUACUUGAUAGUCAUUAUAAAAUUAAUCAUAGAUAGUCUAUGACUGUAGAGAGGAAUGUAAAUAGAACAUGGGUAUUCCAGUUAUCCCUCUGUUUUAUCUCUUCCCAAUGGUACCAGUUGAAGUUUUGGGGUUUUUUUGUUUUUUGUUUUUGUUUUUUUUAAUUCUUUGCUCUGUACCUCCUUCACGUGUGGUUGUGGUUCAAUUCCCAAACACGGUUAUUUCUGUGCUAUUAAAUUUAGAGGGGGGAAAAAUAACCUUGUAAUUUAUUAUACAAACCUAUUUUAUGAUAGCCUUGGGCCUUGCGAAGGCUUUCGAUAGUCAUAGAACCUCCCUAUUCAAGUGGAUUUUGAAUCAGGCUUAAAAGGCUGACAUAGAGUUUAUUGCAUUGAAUGAAGGAUUCUUUGAAAACUGUAAGGAUAAAUGGCAGGAAUGGCGAUAGACUCUAUUCAUCAAAUAAAUAGCUUGUCUCCAGGUAUCAGUGACCACUCCAUAAGUGAAUGAUUCCGUGACAGAUGCCGUCCCACUUUAAAAAGAUGGUUAUUUUGCCAUUUAUAAACUUAAAUGAGCAUAACAUCUGCAGGACACUACAAAGUACACAGUCAAGUUAGAAUAAUUCCUAAAGAACUUGGGUGAUUUAAACAAUAUGAUGUGUUUUAUGUGUAGAUGUUAUUAUUUCAAAUCCUGAAUUAUUUAUACUUUAAACUAGAAGUGAUCUCCAUCAUCUUGCAGGCCUACUUUUAAAUCUCCAUGCCUUCUUUUUAAAUUUAAGUGUUUCUGUUUGUUAAUUUUAUAAUUUUACUGUGCUACUUUGCUUUUAUGAAUUUUACUUUCAUAAUUUAUAACAUUAAGUUGUUUCAACAAGAUUUAUCUUCUUUAUGCCUCUAUCCUUCUAGAAUAUAUGCCAUAAAACCUG
Leopardus geoffroyi (Geoffroy's cat) is the source of this 6462-nucleotide messenger RNA. RefSeq names its product hyperpolarization activated cyclic nucleotide gated potassium channel 1 (gene HCN1). The transcript is spliced from 8 exons. Gene Ontology annotation, molecular function: voltage-gated potassium channel activity. Gene Ontology annotation, cellular component: membrane. Gene Ontology annotation, biological process: potassium ion transport; transmembrane transport. Bases 118 to 2769 code for a protein of 883 amino acids. The record is from RefSeq and is a predicted model, not a curated record. Lineage: Eukaryota; Metazoa; Chordata; Mammalia; Carnivora; Felidae.